GGAGGUGUUGAGCCAAUAGCAGAGGUUUCUGGUGAUGGGGAGGAGCUGGAACCUGCACAAGAAAUGACCAAAUUCAUCAAGAAGAAACCGUCGAAGAAAGUCAAGAAAGAAAAAGAGAAGAAAGAAGUUUCCAGAGAGCCAUCUGAGGCAGAUGUGAAAGAGGAAGCAGGGGUUCCAGAGGAGACCCUCAAGGAGGUGAAAAAGGAGAAAAAGGAGUCAUCAAAAGACAAAAAAGAGUCAAAGAAGGAUUCCAGCAAAGAGCCCAAGGAUGACACGAAGAAGAAAGAGUCAUCUUCUUCCAAGGAAAAAAAAGAGAAGAAGGAGAAGGACAAAGAGAAAGAAGGAAAGGAGUCUGGGGACAAAAAAGUGUCCAGGAAGUCCUCUUUAAAAGUAAAAGAGAAGAAGAAAGACCCGGAAGCCGCAGAGGGCUGAUGGAAGCAAUGCAAUAUGUUACCUUUAUAUGCAUUUAAAAAUAUAAAGUUCAUCUUCCACACAUAUACUGUUUACAUGUCAACAUAAACAGGGUAAUCUAACAGGAAUAUGUCCAUUUAUACGGUUUACAUAUGCAUUUAAUUGUAAAUAUUCUCUGUUAGGGUUACAUUUGUCAGUGGCAAAACCAUUUCCUCCCAGAUGUUUUUACACAACCGCGCUGAUCCGCUGCUCUUCUGCUGAAUCCGCAACAUAUAGCCGUUCAGCGAGUGUGUUUUCCAACUGUGGUGAGCUCUGAGCCGACGAGGGGUGAGGAUGAACGCAAACUCCUCCUCCUUCUCGUCGUUGUCUUCGUCUUGCCUCAGCAGCAUUUGAACCCGCAGCACUAAUUUCAGCCAGGGCCCCAAACCAGCUCACACCCACACACACUUCGAGGGUUCACCGGAGCCCUCGCCGCCUUUCCACCAGGAAUAAAAAUCGCCUGGCUCGUCCAGCCGCCUCACUGCUUCCGGGUAAAUCAAGGCUACAUCCCACAGCUGCCGCUGCUGCAGCCACCCCCGUCUGACCUUCACCGCUUUUUUAAGUUUGGUUCACUCAAGAAGGACGUGUGCUGGCGUAUGGACACGUACUUAUCCCCUUGGAGUUCCAACCUUUGCUCGUCUGUGGUUUAAACAGCUUCGUUAAUGUCAGUUUAAAGAGAAUAAAGAGAAGUAAUAGGAGUGAAACGAGAAAACUAGACAUUUUUUAGAAGCAAAAAUUGCUGUGUUGUAAGUCCUGUGGAAAAAAAAAAAACUCAGAUUAGUACAACAAAACAUAAACACUUUUGCAGAUAUUAUUUCAUUUCAGGGCCAAUUAGACCGAUAUAGUUUGAAAGUUUCCUUAAAGGAUUCAAAGACUACAUUUAAGAAACAUCUUUCAUAAAAGACAAUUGUAUCUUGUCUGUUUGGUGAUGAUUUUCACAUUAUUAUGAAAUUAAAACACAUUCUAAUUAUGUCUGCAUGUCCACACAACCUUGGAUGCAAGUUUUAGAAAAACUACUUUUUUUCCCAUUUUGAUGCAUGCUCACACACACAUUUGUACAUUUUUUGUCAUCCAAGUGGAUUUUAAGAUUUUAAGAAUUUUAGGUGCAUUUCUGUUAGAAUUAACAUUUGAAGACUCCUGCCAUUGUUGCUGUGCCAGCAGCUCUGCGUUACUCUCUAAGUCCACAUUAAGCAUGUCUGUGGGUCCAGUUUAAGCUGUUUUCUUGUCCGGGAUACUUAUUCUUAUUUUUAGCUUGUAUUGUGAAACAGAUGGCUGUUUGAAAUGUUGGUCUCAGCCUCUGUUGUUUGAGCAAAAACCUCAUGCCCUCCUGUUUGAAUAUAGUUUCCCCUCCAUUUUUAACAUUUUUUUAAUGUAGAUAUUUGAUUAUUUCACACAUGUUUAAGUGUAAAAGUUGAAAUAGCGCCAUCUUGUCUUUGCCAAGAAAGACUGUUAGAAAUCUUGGUGAUUUUGUAAAGUAUCCACUGGAUACCAUGCACUAUAAGUUCCAGUUUCAUAUCAGUCUGGACGUGUGAAAUGUUUGAAAUGUGGAGCAGGUUUUGGUUCACAUCCAUCAGGCUCCUCCUUUGAGUCUGCUUUUAUAGCCAUUGUUUAUCCCAGAAGACAUUUCUGUAAAAACUUUGCUAACUGUGAAGCCUGUAGUUAAAGUCCCCAAACAUGAGAAUAAAAUAAGCUUAUUUAUGAUUA
Molecule: messenger RNA, 2154 nt
Organism: Poecilia latipinna (sailfin molly)
Lineage: Eukaryota; Metazoa; Chordata; Actinopteri; Cyprinodontiformes; Poeciliidae
Product: nucleolar protein 58-like
Exons: 2
Coding region: 64-432 (122 amino acids)
Source: RefSeq, a predicted model, not a curated record